GGAACGCACGGACCUAUUUGCUGUGACCCUACCGGAUUCUAACCCAGAAUGCCAAAAUAAAGGAAUACAUUUUCAGUUCUAAAAGGACGCAUCCGCGUUAAGAAUGAUGGAUGAAAACACAGAGUUAUCUGUGACGAUCGCUCGGUUGGUCCAACGCCUGACGGGAAGCCAUUUGCACUCCCAAAUAGAGCAGCAAGCUAAAGAGUGUCUUCACCAACCGGAGAUUAAACUGGAAUAUCUGAAAGAAGAUGUGCGUAGUUUCCUGAAAUCAUCAGGCUGGGAAAGAAAGCUCCAGAAUGCAGUGUAUAGAGAAUUACACAUCCAGCUGCCUUUGAGUCACCCGGGGGCCACCGCAGAGCACCUUAAAGAGCCCCUAGCCUACAUGCGCAAAGCCCAGGCCAGCUGGGAGAGGCGCAUACUGAAAAGCCUGAACAGCAUGAGCACAGAGUUGGGAGUCCCUCUGGCGCGUUUGAGGCCAGCUGCCGAGCAACAGGAGCUAGCCAACAAGUGGAACGAGAUGGGCACGGAUGAACCAGACUUAAGCCGCUUCAGGCCGGUCUAUGCCCCCAAAGACUUCCUGGAGGUGGUUGUUGGCUUGCGGAACCCCAACCACAACAGCAGCGAGGACAUCUGCGCCAGGAGCCACUGGGGCCUCAUCCAGGUGCCCCUACACGUUAAUGACAUCCCACAGCUGAGACGAGCCUACUCGGAACUCAGCCUCGCCGCUGGACAGUUGGGGAUCGAUGAUAACGCACAUAUCCAUCCAGAUGCAUUUGAAAACGACUAUGUUGACAUUGGAAAAAAAGUGCUUGCAGAGCAGGACAGUGCAGCGGCGCAGCAGUACAGCAGACAGGGCUGCCCCACUGGGCUCCGGGCUGACCUUUGGGCCCUGAUUCUCAAUUCAGUCAAUCAUCCGCAGGAUGUUCUCCAUUAUGAGCAACUAAAGGCGGGAGUCAUCCAACAUGACCUGCUGGUGGAUAGCCUUAUCUACAAGGAUGUGAAGCUGACUGCCAGCAAUGAUGACUACUAUUUUGUCUUUGAGGACUUCCUUUAUCAGGUGCUCCUGUGCUUCUCCCGGGAUGCUGCCGUCCUGGAGCACUUCAAGUACAACAGUGCGACUCCUCCCAAAUCCUCUGUGCAGGGCAAAGAAGAUGAUGUGCAGCGUGACGUUUUUUAUCCUCCCAAUGGUGUUAUCCCCUUUCAUGGCUUCUCAAUGUAUGUGGCGCCUCUCUGUUUCCUGUACAACGAACCGUCCAAGCUGUACAGCGUCUUCAGGGAGAUGUACACACGCUACUUCUUCAGACUUCAUUCCAUCUCCUCUGCGUCUUCGGGUAUUGUGUCUCUGUGUCUACUCUUUGAGAGGCUCCUGCAAGCACACCUGCCUCAGCUUUUCUACCACCUGCGACAGAUGGGAGCACAGCCGUUGCGCAUUGCCUUCAAGUGGUUGGUGCGAGCCUUUUCAGGCUAUCUCUGCACUGACCAGCUUCUUUUUCUAUGGGACAGAAUCCUUGGCUACGACUCGUUGGAGCCUGUCGCAGUCCUGGCAGCCGCUGUCUUUGCCUUUCGUGCUGAGAACCUGAUGGAAGUGACGUCCCUAGCUUCAGCUGAGGCCGUCCUUGCAGACCUUUCAACCCUCCGGGUCAUGCCUCUCCUCCAGAUCUUCCUGUUCGCCACAGCCGUCUAAACAAGCGUCACCGUGACACAUGACAGUAUGUUUGAUGUCUAAUCACCACUUCCUGUGUCCACAAACAGUGUAGUCGAACGCUGUUUGAAAUCAUUCCGCUUUGCCUAUUUAUUCUGCUUUUGUCUUGUUUUUUUUAUAACUUAUUUGCAUAAAUGAAGAGAUUGUUGAUAGUGUAAAGUAAUACAGAAAAAUAAUACAUAAAAAAAUCCACACCUACACAUAGUUGUGUUGAAAAGACAUGUUUAAAUUGGAAGUCGGAGUAAAGCAGCAGCAGCAAUGGUAACAAUAAGUUAAGUGUCGCAACAGUAAAUAACACUUGUAUCCGUCCUCAUUAUAAAACCAUUUGACACAAGCAAAAAACCCUUUCCAGUAGAGCAGCUCAACAAGUGCAUGAAAGGUUAACAGGAAUUGCAAAAGAAAGAAUAAAAACAAGACAUAUUCUACAUGUAAACUGAAUAACAAUUUCAUAGAAAAUGUCCAAUGAAUUAGCUUCAGUCUCUGCUGUUGCUGGGGAAACAAUCACCUUGUUCGCAUAUACAAGACUGCUGUCAUAAAAAUGAUGAUUUUACCCACAAUUACAAACAGAAUUGAAGAUAAAUUCAUCUUAGUGCAUUUUUGGACAUCGCAUACACUUGAUAUCAAUAUAAAAAAAACGUGCAUUUUUUUUGUUUGUAGUUCAUGUAAACAUGAAGUAUUCCUUCACUGAGACACAGCGUUGUACGAUACUGCAUGUGUGUAAAUGUGCAACACACUUCAAGCCAGUAACACGUCAUCGGAGCUCAAAUACAAACACAUAAAUAAAUAAUAUAAUAGCAUAAAAAACAAA
Molecule: messenger RNA, 2510 nt
Organism: Doryrhamphus excisus (bluestripe pipefish)
Lineage: Eukaryota; Metazoa; Chordata; Actinopteri; Syngnathiformes; Syngnathidae
Source: RefSeq, a predicted model, not a curated record